UCCAAACAAAAUGAGUUUUGUUCGAUCAUCACUUUACAAGCUUUAUAAUCAGUAUGUGGAAGCUUUCAAGGCCAAGAGUGACAUAGAUACUCAAAAUCAACUUUCUGCUCCUACAACUUCUUCUUCAUCCAGUGCUAGUGUUGGUAGAUCAAGAGGAAGGGCUGAAUUUGAUAAUUUCAUUACAAAUGUGGGUUCUUUUCAAUUGAUAAAGUCAGAAUUAGAUGUGUACUUGGAAGAAGGUGUUCACAUACACAAUGAGAGCAUCAAUCCUCCAUUUGAUGUCUUGGAGUGGUGGAAAGCUAAUUAUUUGAAGUUUCGGGUUUUGUCAAAGAUGGCUUGUGAUGUUCUAUCCAUACCAAUAACCACAGUACCUUCUGAGUCGGCUUUUAGUACGGCCAAAAGAGUUAUUGAGUCGCAUCGUGCUUCAUUAGCACCGGCUACAGUUGAAGCAUUGAUGUGUGGUGGAGAUUGGUUGAAAGCUUAUUAUGGGAUUCAAAGAAAAGAAAAGGAGAAGAAGGAAGUCCUUGAAUUUCUUUUAAAAUGAAGGCAUCUUUGACAAGAAGACAAUUAGUAAUCAAUAUCGGUAAUUAUGCUUUUGUCAAGAUGCUUAGACUUGUGAGUUUGUUUGGGGUAUGAUGAGUUUGCUUACAAGGAAGGCUCAAGUGUUCUUAUGCUUUGUUAUUUAAGUGAUUAUGGACAAAAUGCUUGUUAUUUUA
Dioscorea cayenensis subsp. rotundata (Guinea yam) is the source of this 716-nucleotide messenger RNA. Its product is annotated as zinc finger BED domain-containing protein RICESLEEPER 3-like. Lineage: Eukaryota; Viridiplantae; Streptophyta; Magnoliopsida; Dioscoreales; Dioscoreaceae. The record is from RefSeq and is a predicted model, not a curated record. The transcript is spliced from 3 exons. Gene Ontology annotation, molecular function: protein dimerization activity. Bases 11 to 544 code for a protein of 177 amino acids.